UUGUGUGUGAAAGGGUGGUCUGUGCGAUGGAGCUCCCAGGGAUGCACGGUGCUGGCUCCGUCGAUUGAUGUGCGCAUUUGUAGAGGCCGUGGAGAAGCUCAGAGAGCGACCGACGUUUUAGCCCAGCAACAAGCAGCCAGUUCGCAUCGGUGGUCUGUAGGAUCUAUCAUCUUGGACAACCCGUCUAUAUUGGUGAGCAAGCAAGAAGUCGGCAGGCGUGUGGGAGCUGCGAUCGGCUUUGGAAUUGGAUCCUUCAGCACUUGGAAAAUGGAGGGCGGAGGCGAAGCAAAUACGUGAGACCAGGCAAAAAGGACGAACGGUGCAAAACUAGAUGGCAUGCGACCCAGGGCCUCUUCCAGGGGAGGGACGUUCAGGGAGCUCUCUCUGGUGACGUGCAAUGCAUGAUGCCUCUGCUCGUAGAAGUUUUUCAAUGGCUCUUAUUGCUGACUCUGCUAAAUGAUGCAAAAGGUGUGUGCCACAUGGAGUUCGACAGCCUGGCGGGAAAGUACGGCAACUUCUCGUCACCGCGUUACCCCGAACCGUAUCCAAACAACGCUCAUUGCUACUAUCUCUUCAAAGGACAGGAGUCAGAAACGCUCAAGAUCACCUUCUUGCACUUCGACCUCGAGCCGCCAUUUUCUAAAGGGUGUCUGAAUGACUUCGUGGACAUCAACACGAUUAGCGUGACGAACGUGAAGCAGCUCGUGGGUCGUUAUUGCGGGACCGAUGUCAUUGUUCCGCUUCUCACGAUGAAACCCCGAAUGGAAAUCAUCUUCAAGACAAAUCACGCAAAGGAACGGACGGGAUUUUUCGGCACUUACGAGUUCACGGACGAGAGCUUCAUCAACCCGCCGCCAUCAACGAAGAAUAUUUCAGGCUGCGGAGGAACCCUUUCAGGCGUCGGAGGUGACCUCGUCUCCCCAAACUACCCUGACAGCUUUCCAAAAGACGCUGAUUGCAACUGGCUCAUCCGUGUCGACUAUGACAAGCACAUCUACAUCAGAAUCCUCGAGUUACAACUGAAAGGGAGCAUUGCGAAUUGCGGCGAAGCUGAGUUGGCUAUCUACGACGGCUACUCGAACCUUGACGUGAACCCAGUAUUGCUGAAGCGCUACUGCGGCGACCUUAAAUAUUACAAAAACACGGAGGAAAAAACACAGCUCUCCAGAAGGAAUAGGAUCCUCGUCAGGUUACGAACAACGGUACACUCUCCGAUUAAACAGCCAGGCGAAGUCAUAGGUUUCAAAUUGGUGUGGACUGCUGUGACAUUCGAGCCCACCGGGGCUUGCAAGGAGUACACCUGUCCAAAAGGCCAGUAUUGCAUGAAUUCGGAGACAAGGUCCUGCACAGAAACGAGACAGUACUGCAUCGACCGUUCGCUCGUCUGUGAUGGGUUGCCGAACUGCAGCGGAGAAGACUACAGUGACGAAGACAAAUGUAACAUUCCACUGCUUGCCGGCUGCGGAGCAGGGGCUGGUGUUGUGCUGUUGUGCGUGGUGAUGGCCAUGGUAUUGUGCCGAAGACACUCCAGGAAAGUGAGCGGCGACCCUUCAGCGGCAGACUUGGACAUGCAGUUGCGGCAGCUAGAACACAGCCCUACGUGCGCUGUUGCCAGACAACCGCCCUUCUACCCCGACCACAUCAUGAACUGCAGCGUCCAUGGCGGCACAGGUGUUCAUGUCCACCCACAUCUCAUGCACUCAAAAAAGCUGCGCCGAGCUCCAACCGAUGUCUGAUAACGCAGAUAGCGUUCUGCUCAGGAAAAGAGCGUGACAGGCUCAAGUUUAAUUACUUUACAAGUUGCCAUAACCUGAGUCAUGCAUGGAUGCAUGAGUAAUAUGUUAAAGUGAGUCUGUUGCUUUUAAACUACUACCAUUCAACUGACCAAUAUUAAGGGACCACAGGUCUCGACCUCCUUCUUUCAAUGUUGUACUGCUGUCACAUGUUCUUUGUUCGAAAGUAAUAGAGAUGAGAGGUUUUACUUUCUUAGCACGGCGCUAAUUAUCCAACAAAAAUGAGCUUGAAAAUAACCGAUACACGAAGGAAAAUUAUUGCAUUGAGUAACCGAUUCGUUUUCUAGAAAUACCACCCCCUCUCGACUCCUUAAUAUUACUUAAAACACAGUUGGUCGCCAGUAGUGGACAGUGAACACUGUCCUGUGUCUAGACUAUGAAAUGAUCGGUUCCAGAGCACUGUGCAUCGAAACGUGAAAAAGAAAUUCCUCAAUGAGUGGGGGGGGGGGGGGCAAAAAGAUGACAUUGUUGUCGUGCCGUGUCCAGCCUAAUUUCUGACAUCUGUUGAAAGCAUGACCACGAAUUGCCAUUAUUUAUCACUUCCCUCUGUGAACAAUAUAGAUGGGUACUGCUGCACACGUUCAGUGACAGGUCUCAUCCGUUUGCCGUAAAUGGAAAAAUCAAUAGGGAAACUCGGCGCCUGUGCAGUGCCGCAUACUGUGUCCGCUAAUGACCACCGUGUUGUUUCAAACGUUGCACGUUUCUUUGCGCUUUGCUAUAAUCUCUCUCCCAAUCGCACAUCCCCUGUUCUGCAGUGCUGCAAUGGUAUGUCACGCGACGUGUGCAAAAAUUCAGAAUAUCAACUAUGCACUGUAGCACUAUCAUUGCACAUGUAGCUUACUUAACCCGUGUAAUAGGUUAUAACGCUGGAGUUGACGUGUGCACCACUAGGACUGUCUUCACAACGUGGCUUGAGUGUGUCAGUAGGACUCUGUCUCCGGUUCCCAGUCGGUCUCAAGGUACAGUGUACUAGGAUGCACUUCCUGUCAUCUGACAUUACAGAAUCGUCAUAUAGACAUGUUUCACAAUUGCUCGUCUUCAUCAAUCCUACUAUGGUACGAGCACUGAGUAAUACAUAUCCCUAGUUCUGCAUUGCUGUGUCAAGUAGAAAGCGAUACCGAUAAUCGAAAGCCGCACAACAAUGACAUUGAUAUGUGAACGGAAGCCUAAUAGGCAUGUCUGCAACAUAGGAUCACACAUGAUCUCCAACGAGGUGGGUCUCGGAUAUCAUUUGACGUGAACCACCCAGGACUACGUGUUCUGUACGUGACGGGGAAGUAACAUAAAAUUAAUUUCAAAUUUUAACAAGUAUGACAUGACGAUGCGAGAUCCUCCUCCCGCCUAGCAACAUUGCUCGUCCAAGGGAAACCUCCACAGGGACAUCCUCGAAGUGCGUACCUGCCCUCAAGCGAUCGCUUCUUGCAUUAUUGACAUGUUUUUCCUGCGCACACGUCAUAUACUCGUACCGUUAGGCAGAGGCCAGGUUCAUGCUAAUCAGUAACAAAACGAAUAAAUAAAGAGACGAAUGCAUUUUGCCAGUGUAAAAUAUAUGAUACUUCUUGGGCGACAUUGCAGCAUCCUGCCUAGAAGCAUGAGUGCAUCGCGUCGGUUGAGCAAGUGCCGUUGCCGAUAUCACAUGUUUGGGAGUAGUCAGCGGUACAAGGCCUCAUUUCAAAAUCGGCGUGUCGUGGGGAUAUGGGACAAAACAAAUCGGCGAGGUCAAAAGAGAAGCAACAAUCGCGUUUUUUCGUCACUACUGUGUUUAUGGUUACGUGUACGAUGACGUUUUCGAUGACGUGUGACCAGGACGUGUCUAGAAAGCGGCCUGUCCCUUAUCGGCCGAUACUGGCAGGCCAACUCAGUUCCAUCGCCUGGCCAGAGCCCGUAGAAAGUUGCCUGUGACGUGAGGAGAAGACUGCGAAUAUACCGAAAUAUGGAGGUUUGCUGGUUCACUCAAAAAUUGGGAGAAUCGCCCGCUGUCCAAAUCAUAUUUAUUCUUCAAACUAAGUUCUUACGUCGUGUUGUUAUACGCGAAAUAAAAUAAAUAUUUUUUGUUCGGGGUUGCGGGGUGGUGCAAGUGGUAAGGCUCCACACUAAAACCUAGUGUUAUCCCUAUGCAAAGUCUCGGUUCGAUGAAGAGCUCACCUUCAUGACGUGGUCCUCGAUCCAGUCACUGUUGUUCAAACUUGUCAAUAUUGAGUAGGCAUAAUGGGCUCACAAGACAUAUCGACCUUUCAGUGAUGAGUCCAGUGCUGAGGUAGUGCAACCGGUAGUGGUAGUGCACUGAGCAGUGCUGCGGUAGCGCAACUGUGGUAGUACACUGAUAGUGCAACCUGUGUUGCUCUGUCGGUUCGCCAUUUUGACCAACUUUCAACCUUCAUAGCAGGGAAUCGUCCUCUCGAGCAAUGGAAUAGUUAAACUGACGGAGCUUGAUCCUUUCAUAAUGGUACGCAAUCAAGCCUGGCAACAAAAUAGUGAGAUUAGUUUUGCGCACAUUUAUAACAUUAGUGUGUGAAUGCGUUUCCACUUUGCCGUUUAAUGUGCUGUUUUCAACUGUGAGAACAUUUAACGCGCUGAAUUGUUGAUAAGUAUGGCGUGCAGCCAGAAACAGAGCACAGAACUGUAUAUACUAAUAUUAAAAAUGCGUUCCUAAAACUACGGUCGUACUAGCGUAACGUAGUUCAGUUUACAACGUUUUUACGCAGACGGUUGUUAGAGCGCACGUUUGUUAGCGCUUCCAUAAUGUUUCCCAAAUGUUCCUUUCCGCCUAAUAAGGCAGGCUGGGGAAAUAUACAUUAUUACCACUAAUACUAGUUAAGGUCCACUGAAGUUAACACCGUAGCAAGGUAGGGGUACACUGGCACGGUUUCGCGUGAGGUAAUGAGGGGCACUGCCAUAAUCAUGGAGUGCCCCGUUCAGAAAGACAAGGAUGUCGAUUCACUUUGGCCACGUUCUCUCUGAUAUUUUCUCUCCACGCCCUCUUCCACAUACAUAUGAAGAGACACAGGCAGACGGCAUUUUUUCAGAGGCUGAAUCAAUGGGCUUGAUUGAGUCAGCGUCUGCAAUUUACGUCCCAAUCACAAAAACGUCUAGCAAUUGAUAGUCCAAAACCUAUCUGCGAAUGCGCACCAAAGUAGUACGAUGCCGUGCUUUGCCAAAAGGCAAAGUUCCCCUUCGAGGACGUCGCAGUCCACGCACACGUCAACGGUGGAAAUCACGACAAAUCACGUCGUCUUUGGCCGUGGUUCCAGCGCCCGAGUUCUCGUUCUAUCAUAAAAGAAGAGCGAGAUAUCGCAACGCUUGUGCCAUGGCCGUGCCUUAGCAACGGGACAUUACUCUCGACGUCUUGUCAGAUGUGUGAAGGGGAGGGUACCGAGAAUACUGGGCGGAUUUUUUUACACGGUAAGAAUCGGUUUGGUUUUGCAAAACUCCCAGUGUCAGCGGGAUAAAUGUUCAAAUUCAAUGCCCGCUCAAAAUGCACUGUGUUGUCCGGGACAUCAGUGUUUUUCGAUCCAGUUUUUUGUUCAAAAGGUCAGCAGGGCCCCACGAAAAAAAUUAUAUACCAAAAUAUGCAUAGGGCCCUAGACGUCGAACCCAACUUUAUACUUAAAACCAGCAAGGGAUACACUUAAGGCGAAUUCUGUUGGCCAUUGUCGUACAGUGCAAUGUAGUCUGUCGGUGUAGAUUGAAAGUAGAAAUGAAGAUUGAAGGAAACGACGAAUGAAUGAACGCGACGCACGUCGGAUUGAAGCAACCAGUGUAACAUGCACGUUCGAGUGUUUGUAAAUUUUUCUACAGUGCAACAUCCAGUGGUUUUCGCCACUAGUUUUCAAUGGGUCCUUUGGUUUCGCCAAGAGUCAUGUUACGCACCCUCUUAACCUGGAUUUUAUCGGGGAACGUGUCCUUACCACCAGUGGAUAGGUGCUUGGCGCUUCCACCCGAACGUGCUACGGCGUAGUGGUUGUCCUCCAUGCCCCCUUUUUCGUGUGGUCUGUACACUUCGCCCUUGUGAAGCAGGAAGUGUUGUAUAUUCUGCACGGAUGUAUCGUUACAUACCUCUCCACUAGUAGGAUGUGUCAAAAUUAGGCAACAACACUGCCGACUUGAAGUGCCUUAGCUAUAUCCUCCACGCAUAGGCAAGAAGCACAGCGUCCUUGCACGCAGUGUCCUCUGUUUUCUUGAAUUGUGUCAGGUACUCGAUAAUUAGUCGACACAUUAGUAAGUAGAACAUUAGCACGAAGUAGCGCAAAAGCAAAAGUGCUUCAUUUGUGCACGUGGAAGUUAUCAUCACGCGCCUUGUAAACCACAGAGCACUGUUAUGCCUGCUUCGAGCAUUUCUUCACUUAUCAUUGUAUUGUAUUUAUGGAAGAGGCUGCUACUGCUGAUUUCGUGAAGGCAUCACACUUCAUUGCAGCAAAUGAGUGUUCACAUGUGGCGAAGCACCUGUAGAAUGAUUGAGUAGUGGAACACAGUUUAUUCGUGUAUUUCAUUUCCUUGCUGAGAUCUUCCUGUUGUAAGCACCACCGGCAGAAGUGAUAACAAUAAAAGUGAU
Molecule: messenger RNA, 6345 nt
Organism: Ornithodoros turicata
Lineage: Eukaryota; Metazoa; Arthropoda; Arachnida; Ixodida; Argasidae
Product: membrane frizzled-related protein-like
Exons: 12
Coding region: 402-1736 (444 amino acids)
Cellular component (GO): plasma membrane
Molecular function (GO): protein binding
Source: RefSeq, a predicted model, not a curated record